Molecule: messenger RNA, 2064 nt
Organism: Diaporthe amygdali
Lineage: Eukaryota; Fungi; Ascomycota; Sordariomycetes; Diaporthales; Diaporthaceae
Exons: 1
Coding region: 1-2064 (687 amino acids)
Biological process (GO): mitochondrial gene expression; mRNA stabilization; mitochondrial proton-transporting ATP synthase complex assembly
Cellular component (GO): mitochondrion
Source: RefSeq, a predicted model, not a curated record
AUGGCUCUACGACCGAUAUUGCGGGCAUCGGCAGCAGGCCGUUUUGCAUCUAGGGCUUCCAUUCUCGGCUCCUACAUCUCACCUUACAGCCCUGCUGGCAGUGCCGGCGCUCAAUGGCCCUCCCUCUCAACGCCAGCUCUGCGGUCCCAAGCCACUUCUGCUGCUGCUCUCGCCACCCGAGCGCGGCUCUUCUCUUCUCACACAGUCACAAAUGAGGCCGAUCCCAACUCCCCGUCCACUGGAGCGGCCAAGGGGGACGCAAGUACAGCGCAACAGGUACAGAACGGCGAUGACCAAGAGGAAGAGCCCUGGUACCUCCAGGAGGAGCCUCCCAGGCAUCCCUCCCUCGUUCAGCACAUUGAACCACUACCAGAGGUUCCAAAUAACGUCCCCUUGAUCCUGCACGACCUUGUCAAGCACGCUGCCGAGGACUUGGGCUUGGGGGAUCUGAAUCUAUUGGAUUUGCGGACCUUGGAUCCUCCCGCUGCGCUUGGGCCGAAUCUCAUCAUGCUCUUUGGUACUGCCCGCACUGAGCGCCACCUGCACGUCUCUGGUCGCCAAAUGAGAGCGUGGCUGCGCAGGAGGGGCAUACAAGCCCAUGCGGAUGGUCUUUUAGGCAACAAUGAACUCAAGAUCAAGAUGCGCCGCAAGCAAAGAAAGGCAAAACUGCUCGGCACCGCUGCGACGCCGAUGGGAGGAGUUGACGAUGGCGUCACGACACGCUGGGUCUGCAUGAAUCUGGGCACAAUUGCCUCCGAAUCCCAGCAGCCAGUCGAAUUCGAAACCGCGACCGGCUUUGGCACUACGCAGGAUGGCACCACCAUUGUGGUCCAGAUGUUCACCGAGUCCAAACGAAAAGAGCUGGAUCUCGAGCUUCUCUGGUCCCGCAUUCUCGCUCGCAGGGGUGACGACAAUCUAAUUGUCGACGAUCUGGAAUACGCCGCGGCUGACACUCACCCCGACGAAUUGUCUUUGUUCACCGAGGGAGGCUCGCCCAAGGUCUUCGCAACACCAUCUCAGCGCCGCUUCUUCUCAACUUCGCCUAGGCGGCUGAAUCAGGUAACUGACCCGCCAACCAGCGACUCGAUCAUCAACAAUGUUAACACUACCUUAGACCCUGCGAUUUUCGUAGCUACCAAGGUGGCGGAACUGGAGCGACUGCAGGCACAGUUCGCUGGCUAUUCGUAUGAGGAAGCGCUUCAGGCACUGGAGCACUCCGAUGCUGGAUGGCAUUCGGCAUACAUGGACGCCUGGAACAAAGCAAUUCAACGCCUGCGUCCUGAACAAAGCUGGCAAUUUCGAUUGUGGUUGUGCGUAGCAGGUCGUCAGGUCGGGGUGCGACAUUUUGACCUAGCCCACCUGCGAGAGCUCGUGCAUGAGAUGGAGCUCCUAGGCAUCAUCUGCCAUCGCGGUCACUACAUUGAGGUGCUUCAAGUCAUCUACUUAGAACCCGCUGACAGUGCGGUGUUGCUUUCAGAGCAGUCGAAACUCGCUCUCGAAGUGUUGAAUGUCAUGUACGAGCGUGGCGAGCCAAUCAUUGCAACAGAUGUCAUCGUGUCGCUCAUUGAAUCGCUAGCCCGGACAGCAUCUCAAGACGAACAGACCCAUGAGCUCCAAACUGUUCUGGAAAAGUUCUUGCUUCAGGCCGAUUUGCCGUACAUGGGCGAAGAUGCCAUCGUGCGGCUGCUGAAUGCAUAUGCUGCGCAGGAUAAUUGGACACGGUUCUGGGAGAUCUGGCGUAUGCCGCCCAAAUUUCAACAGCCACGGUCAAAGCAGCUUUACCUCUACUUAUGGACAACUAUUGCCUCGACAAACCACCAGAAGCGGUGUCAAGAGGCCAUCCGGUGGUGUUUCCACGAAAUGCUGAACGAAGCACCCCCUGUCAAGCCCGACAUGGAGGUCAAAGAUGCUCUUGAGGCGUGCUUAAAGGUCGCAGACCCUGAGGCCGAACAGAUCGCCAGGAACCUCAUCGUUAAAGACCAUCGAACCAAGAUGCUUUCCAUGUACGAGUUCGUCAUGAUCUACCGAUUGCUGAACCCGGAUUGGGUUACGCAGCAGGCCUAG